UUGUUCAGCCAUGUUGGUUUCUUCUGUUCACAAACGAUGAGAGUGGAGCGUCAUGGCUUUGUCACUGAGCGGAGACGAUGAAGAAUAUGAGUCAGAGUCUGAACAGCAGCGAGCAGCAGUCAACCGGCCAAAGCCCAAGAUGGGGACGACAUCGGGCGUUAAGCUGCCGUCCAAUCGCAGCUCGUCCGGCGCCAGGCGCAGGAGGACGCGCUGCAGGAAGUGCGAGGCGUGCCUCCGGACCGAGUGUGGAGAGUGUCACUUCUGUAAAGACAUGAAGAAGUUUGGAGGACCGGGGCGCAUGAAGCAGUCCUGCAUAAUGAGACAGUGCAUCGCGCCCGUUCUGCCCCACACAGCGGUGUGUGUGGUGUGUAAGGAGGCGGGGAAGGAGGACACGCUGGAGAGCGACGAAGACAAGUUCAACUUCAUGCUCAUGGAGUGCUCCAUCUGCAACGAGAUCGUUCACCCCAACUGCCUCAAGGUCAGCGACGCCUCAGGAGUGGUGAACGACGAACUCCCUAACUGCUGGGAGUGUCCCAAAUGCAACCAUGCUGGGAAGAGUGGGAAAUCCCCCUUGGUAUUGAAGCAAAAAAGGGGUCCCGGGUUCAAAUACGCCUCCAACCUCCCUGGCUCUUUGCUGAGGGAACAGAAGCCGGUGAAGGAGGAGGGGGACAUCUCUGCCGUGACGAAGAGGAGGCCGGACAGAGAGGAGACCCCCAGGUUCAGGGCCGAGGAGGCUCUCCACCGUCAGCCGCCGCUGCUGUCCCCCAGUGGCCAGCCACGGCCCAGACCUGAGGACAAGCUGAGGAAGAAGAGGAAGCUGUUUGACGAUGAGGAUGAGGAGGAUCUUUCUAUGAGGAAAAAGGAAAAGAUGGAUGACUCUUAUUUUUCCAAACUUGCAUCUCAGAUUAAAACAGAAAGGGAGGAUGAGGAUGUGUACGGGGAAGACGACGAAGACGAAAAGGAGCUUCACUUCCGGAGCAGUGUGGACAGAAGAGACACUGAAGAGGACUUCAAGAACGACCCUUUGAAUCCUUCCAUUAGGACGCCGGUCGGGGACAGCGACCAGUCUUACUGCAGCUCCCCGCAGGCCGGCCCCAGCAGUGAGGGGGGCAGUGAGACGCAGGAGAGGGGGCCCCGUCCCAAAGCUCGCCGUAAGCGCCACUUACCCAACAACAGAGAGCUGAGUCGAGAACUGAGCAAAGCACUGAACCAGGAAAUCCAAAAGACCGAGGACUGCCUGGCUAUAGAGAACCGGCAGCCCCUCAAGGCCGAACCGGAAACGGAGAACGAGGAACCGAGGAGGCUGUUCCGCAACGGUAACGAACUGGGCGAUCAGAGGACUCACCUGAAGGCCAAAGAGAUGAACGGGACUAACUGGGAGCUGCGCCACUUUUACCAGAGUCCCAUCACUCCGCUGGGCUUCAACCGGAGCGCCCCCACCACUCGGCCCGUGCCCCCACGCUCCCCUCCCAAGUGCGUGCAAAUGGAGCGGCACGUCAUUCGGCCCCCUCCCAUAAGCCCCCCUCCCGACAGACUGCCCCUCAAAGAUGGCAAAGCGCACGUUUUACAGCGCGAGGUCUGGAUGAAGAUAUUCAGUUACCUCUCACACCCAGAGCUGUGUGUCUGCAUGAGAGUCUGUAAGACGUGGAACAGAUGGUGUUGUGAUAAGAGACUCUGGACAAAGAUCGAUCUGAAUCGCUGCACCUCCAUCACCCCACUCAUGCUAAGUGGGAUUAUCCGCAGGCAGCCCGUCUGCUUGGACCUCAGCUGGACCAACAUUUCCAAAAAACAACUCAGCUGGCUUAUUAAUAGGCUACCAGGUCUGCGAGUACUGAAGCUGUCAGGAUGUUCCUGGGCUGCUGUCUCUGCUCUCUGCACCUCCAGCUGCCCUCUGCUGCGCACCCUGGAUGUGCAGUGGGUGGAGGGACUCAAAGAUGCACAGAUGAGGGACCUGCUGUCACCACCCACAGACAACAGACCAGGUCAGCUGGAUAACCGCUGCAAGUUGAGGAACGUGGAGGACCUGCGGCUGGCGGGACUGGACAUCACCGACACGUCCUUGCGUCUCAUCAGUCGACAGAUGCCUUUGCUGUCGCGGCUGGACCUGAGCUACUGCAACCACAUCAACGACCAGUCAGUCAACCUGCUGACGGCAAAAGGAACAACCACCAGAGACUCGCUCACAGAUAUCAACCUGUCAGUCUGCAACAGAGUCACAGAUUAUUCCCUGAACUUUUUCAAGCGCUGCGGGAGCAUCUGUCAGAUCGACCUUCGCUACUGCAAGCAGGUGACGAAGACGGGCUGUGAAAGGUUCAUUGCAGAAAUGUCUGUGAGCGUACCGUUCAAACUGAAGGAGGACAAACUGCUGCAGAAGACCAGCUAGUGGCUAACGAGACACAUUAACAGACUGUCUUUGCACUUAAAGGAAGUGGUCCUGCGAUGAGUCUCUGAAUCACUCGUCAUAAACUGAAGAAGCAGACGUUUCUGGAGAGAUUCGUUCACUUAUGAGAGGCGAUCAAUGUUCACUGGACAGAAAGAGGAAAUGGGUUGCAUGUAUUUCUGUUGAAACCGUACUUUUAUAAAGAUGUGGUCGUAACUGUUGAGUUAUGUUUAUUCUUUUAAAUUUUAAAUAAUAUUUUUGUACAAGCAUCAUUCGAAAGCUUUUUGUUUUCGCCUCAGGAGCUAAAUGUAGACUUUACAGCAUGAGAAACAAAAAUAUCUUUUACUUUGUUUUAUUAUUUUUUUGUUUUGUUUUGCUGUUUUAACUGCGUGCCAAAAUCUGCAUCGAACAUUGUCACUUCAGUAUCAGAUCACACAAACACGACCCUGCAUGUGCUGUGGUUUUAUUCUAUCAUUUUUUUAAAAUACUCAGUAUAAUUCAGUGAUAAUGAAAUGAUUUCAUAUUACUGUUACAAGGUUGUUUUACUUUUUUUUUUACUUUUACUUUUGACUGUUUAGUUUAAUAUGGUUUGCAUCAAUAUUUCAACAUUAAUUUAUUGAUUUUUGGUGUUUUUAAUAGUUUGUAUUUAUUCAUUUAUUCAGUAACUUGACGUAGGUGUCUUACAUGGUUGAGUCAAAUAAUGCCUGUGAAUAAUUUAUCGGGGAGGGUUCAAAACCCAAGUCAGUCGCAAGACAUUGCAGCAGAUUGUAAUACUGACUUUUUUUAUACACAUCUGGUUAUCUAUACUGGCAUCUUUGACCUUUUCAAAUAUUUACGUAAAUUUAAACAUAUACAUCAUUUAUUAGGUGUUGUAUUAUGAAUAUUGUGAUGUAAUCUAUUCCCUCAGGUGAAUGUGAUGUUUAUAUUUGUAAAAAAAAAUCCAAAAAUUAAGUGCUAAUUUGCAUAAAAAAAACUUCAUUUAUAUCAUUGGGUUUCAGUAAACUGUCUGAACAAAACUCUUCAGUAGUGUGUAACUCAGAGAUAAAGAGUGACCAGUUGUGGAUUUCAGUUCAUUCACAGCAGUGGGUUUAUCAGUCCACUGCUUCGGUCAAGACUUAAAUAUUUCCUAACGUGGCACUUUUUAUAAAGCAUCAGUCAUUGGAAACAAAUCUUUCCUAUUCUAUAACCACUACAGCAGCUGAACAGUCGCAAAGCAAGACGUGUCAGAGGAAGUCCAAUUAAAGUCCCUGGACAAGUACAACUUGAACAUUUUAGAGCCUGGUUGACAGAAAAUAAACGUUUGCAAUAACUGCA
This is a messenger RNA of Austrofundulus limnaeus, 3694 nucleotides long. RefSeq names its product lysine (K)-specific demethylase 2Ba (gene kdm2ba). The record is from RefSeq and is a predicted model, not a curated record. Gene Ontology annotation, molecular function: DNA binding; protein binding; zinc ion binding. The coding region runs from base 53 to 2383 and encodes 776 amino acids. NCBI's taxonomy places the organism in Eukaryota, Metazoa, Chordata, Actinopteri, Cyprinodontiformes, Rivulidae. The transcript is spliced from 10 exons.